This is a messenger RNA of Didymodactylos carnosus, 318 nucleotides long. The record is from the annotation of a GenBank genome assembly. Lineage: Eukaryota; Metazoa; Rotifera; Eurotatoria; Philodinida; Philodinidae.
AUGCAUCCAGUUGAAUUGGAACAUGUUAUUAGUACUGGAGGGCAAAAAAGACGAAAAAAAUAUAACAAAAAAAAUGCCUACCGUCGAAAUCAACGUUUAGAAAGAAAUACACUACUUUAUCCUGAUCUAAAACGAAUAGCAACACAACAUGAACAACAGAUAACAGUAGAACAACAAGAAGACGAAGAUCUAGAUUAUGUUGUUGUCUAUGAUGAUCAUCAAUCCAGCAAUGAUAACAACAAUCAUCAGAUGGAAGAUGAAGUGAGAGGUCAACGACAGGAAGAGGAAAACGAUUAUUACGAAUUGUACAAUUACUGA